CGAGCGCGCCGGGGAGCGCAGCUGCGGGCGUGGGGGUGGCAGGAGCCGCGGAGCCGGCACCGAGAGCGGCUGCGGCUGGAGCCGGCGGUCGAGACAAAGGCGACGGGCCAGUUGCAAGUCUGUGGAUGUUUGACUGACACCUGGAACCCAAAUGAGAGGAAACCUUCAAGGAACAACUUUUAUUGACAGUGAGUCUGUAGUCAUCUGUAUGCAUAAUAUGGAAUGUUCUCAACCCAGAGAUAGCUAAAUGGGUGACUCCAUUGACAAGGAGUGACUACCUGUUAGACGCCCUGAGUCAAGACAACAAUUUUUAUACCUUCCUGGUGGUUGAGAAACGAGUAUCUGUAGAACGAGAAGCAAAGAAAGGAAAACAGAUUGACUUUCUUCAUUAAAUCGACUGUAUAAGAUACUUGACUUUCAGGAACAAAAAUACAGAGAAGUAAUAAAAUUAUUAUUUUUUUUUGGCAUCAUUGGACAUUCAGCAUAUCAGAGGAGCUUGCUUUUGAAGCUUCCCGAGCUAAGAUUUGAAAACUUCACUGGUGCUCAUUUAUACCGUGGACUAUAAGCAUGAGUGAAUUCUGGUUGUGUUUCAACUGCUGUAUUGCAGAACAGCCUCAGCCUAAAAGGCGCCGGCGGAUUGACCGAAGUAUGAUUGGAGAGCCAACGAAUUUUGUGCACACGGCUCAUGUAGGAUCGGGAGACCUAUUCAGUGGAAUGAAUUCAGUUAGCUCCAUUCAGAACCAGAUGCAGUCCAAGGGGGGCUACGGGGGUGGGAUGUCUGCCAGCGUGCAGAUGCAGCUUGUGGAUACGAAGGCUGGAUAGCCCCGAAUCCUGGCUCCCGUCAUUGUGAAUUUGUUUUCUCUUUUCACUCUUUAAUUUGUUGUUGUGAUUCCUUUUCCAAUACAAACAAGAAGUGUGAUGGCAUCUUGUUCACCCUGUUGUGAUUCCUCCAGUGAGACGUUCUUGUUCUGCUCUGCAGAAGCUGUCGUCAGAUGAACCCUGCAUUUCCUUCGACUGGCAUGCAUGCCUUUGGACUCACAGACUUUGAAUCGUGGCUUCAUUUUUAUCAAUUAUAUGGAUCUGAUAGUAUGGUCUCUUUUGUGAAUGCUCGCACUAUUUUGCAUUUUUCUCCCAUUUUAAAUGUUUCUAUUUCCAUCUCCAGCCCUCUGCCUUAUGAGUUUGUUGGUAAGGUAGGACCUGCUUUUGUUAAUUUGUCACCGUUUGUAUAUUUUGGAAGGUAGGACAUCCACAAGCACAAUGAUCAUUUUUAUUCGUUUGAAACUUGAGCAGAAUCAAUAUCCGCAUGCUUUAUGAAGUUGCUUUGUCUGGGAGCCCAUGGGAGGCCAGAAAUGAGUGUUUCUUUGCUGCCGUUAGAGAGGGAUUAGCUGUGGCACCGAGUCACGUCAGUUUCACACACACAAAGGUGACCUGUAGCUUAUUUUAGAACUAAAAUCUGGCAUUCAUAAGGUGUUCAUUUGGUUGUAAAUGUUCAAUAUAUUUAUUCUGAGAGUGAGGACCUGUAUUUGUGAACAGGUGUGGUUGUGUAUCAGAGUGUUGUGGUGAUGCCCUCAUCCAGUCUCAUUGUGUACUCAUUCUGUUUUUACUUGUUAUUUUAAUAUGAUGGGAUCCAUGUGUUUCCACUAACUUAACUCCUGGCCGGUACUACUCACUGCAGAGUCAUUGGCCUUUCCAUAUUCAGACCUGUUUUGGGGCCGUGGAAGUUAACCCAGAGCAAUAUAAUGACUUGGCUGAAUCGUUGCCAGUGAAAAUCUGUAUGGUGAUUUGUUAGGACAUUGGUGAGAAACCAUUGCUCAGGCUCCAAAAUGUUUAUUCUUCAUAAAUUAUGUGUAUUUCAGAUAUUUCUGUAAGUACUUUCCCUUCUCUCUGAGGGCGUGGUGUAUGUAUUCUCAUUAAAAUGUUUAAAUCCUCUGUCCAAUACAGUCCUAACUACAUUUAGGAUUAAUAUUUUAUGCAGCAAAUGGGACUUAGAUGAAAAGUGGGACUUAGAUGAAAAUGUAGACAGCUAAGAAAUUUGGUGAAUAAUUCUUUUCUUUGCAUCUUAGUCCCAGGUUCUUACGAACCAGGUAACUGGAUAAAUAGCUUAUAUAGGCAAACCAGGAGAGUAGUGCUUCCGAAUAGAGUGCUUGUAUUCCUACAGUUGGAGGCUUCAUAGGUGUCAGUCCCAGAGAGAAUCUGUCGAGGAAAUAUUCAUGCUUAGUAAUUGAAAAACAGGCAGUUUGCAGUUUAAUUUACUGUGUGGAUACUGCGUUCUGGGAUUGGGAUUUGCUGAGGACCCAUGUCGUUUUUUUUCAGCCAGAGUCUGUGUCCUGCCAGGGACACUGCUUUGUACAAGGUCUUACAAGACAGAUUGGAUUUUCUGGGCCUUGUCCAUAGUGAUGCCCUUUAGUCUGUUUUGACUUUUAAAAUUAGCAGAACUUUCAUACUUGUCCUAUAACUCCUGGAUUCACAAUACAGAGAGCCCUGCUCCUUUUUCUUGAACUCACUUGAUUUUACUUCUGUGUGGACCAAAUACUCCAGUGAGUACUGGAGCGUACCUCCAUGGUAAGAGCGUGUAACUGACCUACAGUAGCCACACUGUGUGCAAGAACAGAUGCCAAGGAAGGUGCCAAUAAAUGCAAGAAGAAAUGACAAAAAAUUUUAAUAUACUAACCUUGGACACAUUUUUUAGGGAGGCUUUUGAAGAGUGUGAAGGGUGGCAGUUUCCCCACAUCAUCCGCAGAUUGUAACUCUUGGGCCAUGUGUCUCAUUUUAAAAUUGAAUCUAAAUAAAUAGGAUUGACUGUUAGUACUACAUGCUAACAAUUAGCACGGAAAACUGAAUGAAGGUUUAACCAAUGCCCUGGAUUCUGUUAGUGAUCUGCAUUCUAUAAAAGAGGUGCUUUCCCAUGAUGUAGGCGUGAAGUGGUGCCAAUAAGAAAAGUUCACUAUGGUGAUUGGAUUCAGCAUUUCCAAUGCAGCAUUAUCUCGCCUUUAAAGAUAUUUUGUGAGUAUAUAUUAGCUUUCACUUUUGUUAUUAAAUUAUAGCAGUUUCAUUAUAGAGAGCAAGUUUGCCUUGAUUUUGUUUAAAAUGACUUCUGCUCAGCACCCAGAAGAUAAAAUUGACAUAUUUUUAUAAUAUAAGCAUACUUUUUUUGUACAUUGUGUUCAUUCAGUGUUGGCUUGUAGAUAUUAAAAGAAAGUAUUGAUUUUGAUUGAAUAAAUGUUUUCUUUCCAU
Molecule: messenger RNA, 3234 nt
Organism: Callorhinus ursinus (northern fur seal)
Lineage: Eukaryota; Metazoa; Chordata; Mammalia; Carnivora; Otariidae
Gene: CDC42SE2
Product: CDC42 small effector 2
Biological process (GO): regulation of Rho protein signal transduction
Cellular component (GO): plasma membrane
Molecular function (GO): small GTPase binding
Source: RefSeq, a predicted model, not a curated record